AUGUCCACACAUUUUCAGACUAUAUUCUCGCCUGCCCUUGACCCGCACGUGCAAAUCUUCGGCAACAAACUCCCAGCUCGAACAAUCCGCUUCCAUGGACCGUCCGUCAAUGCUGAUGAAUGGCUGAAACUAGAGAUGAAGCACUCUUCAAUGUGGGAAUCACCUCCCUGUGAUAGCGUCUGCUUCAAAUGGAGUGAUUACGAUUCGAUACUGGAGCAAGAGCGAAGUCUCUGUAAAGAUCUUCUGGAUGAUCCACACAUGAUGGCCUCACUCAAUGAGUCCCAUUUCGAUCUUGCAUACGCAGAGGCAUUCGACGGAUGCGCUCCAGGCAUCUUUGAGAUACUCGGAAUAAGAAGCAUGGUGACUGUUUCGGCGUUGGGUAUGGCACCACGACUGUACGAUAUCGCCGGCAUCUUGCCGUUUCCCAGUUUCAUGCCAGCUUCCCUCACACCAUAUUCGGAUGAUAUGACAUUUAUCGAACGCCUGCUCAAUUUCAAAAUACAGGUCGAGUUAAUACAGCACAUGCGCAAAUGGGACCACAAGUUUGGAGAUGUAUUCAGAGCAAAGAUUCCAGGAUUUCCGGGAAUUGGCGAGAUAUACAAUGUGAGUCCCGUACCAUCAUGA
Cooperia oncophora is the source of this 624-nucleotide messenger RNA. The record is from the annotation of a GenBank genome assembly. Lineage: Eukaryota; Metazoa; Nematoda; Chromadorea; Rhabditida; Trichostrongylidae.